Drosophila hydei is the source of this 1771-nucleotide messenger RNA. RefSeq names its product UDP-glucuronosyltransferase 1-2 (gene Ugt36A1). Bases 149 to 1756 code for a protein of 535 amino acids. The record is from RefSeq and is a predicted model, not a curated record. NCBI's taxonomy places the organism in Eukaryota, Metazoa, Arthropoda, Insecta, Diptera, Drosophilidae. Gene Ontology annotation, molecular function: UDP-glycosyltransferase activity. The transcript has 3 exons.
CAAAGAGUCGAACAAAUACUUAUUAACAAACCGCAACAAUAAUAGCUUUUGAAGCGCACCUAACAUAGUCGAGAACGUUAUCAAGCGAUGCGUUACAUAAUCAUGAAACCGCUUAACAAAGCCACAUUCAUUCGAGCGCUGCGCAGCAAUGAAGACGACAAUGAAAAGAGCGACGUUAAUUGGAUUUUGUGUGGCGCUGAUUUUAAGUGGGGCAAGUGCUGGCAAUGUGCUCGCCAUAUUCCCGCACUUCGGCUACAGUCACUUUAAAGUGGCGCUACCCAUUCUAACGGAAUUAUCGCAGCGGGGUCACCAUCUGACGGUCAUUUCGUAUGUGCGACAUCCCCAGGCAGCGCAGCUUUCCAAUUACGAGCAGCUGCUGAUCUCCGAUGUGAAUGAGGAUCAGUCUAAUACGACAAUCAAUGUGGUGCCGCUGACAGAGCAUACGCCCACGCGUUCGUUGAAGGUGCUACUAACGGAAUACUACGAUCUCUAUGCUAACGGACAGAUCUCGUGCGAGCACUUCUUUAAGAGUGGUCAUGUGGCAACUGUCUUGGAGCGUCAUAAGCAGCAGCCCUACGAUGUUCUGCUCACGGAAUACUUCACCUCGGACUGCCAACUGGCCAUUGCUAAGUUGUUGAAUUUGCCCAUCAUAGGGAUUAGCACCUGUGCGCUGAUGCCCUACUUUUACGAUCGCAUUGAUUUGCCCGAUACGCCGUCCUAUGUGCAAUCAGAGUAUGUCGGCUUCGCCCGGCCGCUGCAAUGGAGCGAACGCCUUCUGAACUUCGCCCAAGCUAAGCUGCUGAAGCUCAUCUACAGGCUGCACACUAACCGCGCAGACAAUGCGCUAAUCAAGCGCCAUCUCAAUAUCGAUGUGAAUGUGGAUGCUGUCGCCCGUGCCCAGACGGCAUUCAUCUUGGGCAACCAGCACUACUCGCACAUGGGCAGUCGCCCGCGCACCCAACAGUUCCUAGAGGUGGGCGGCGUGCACAUUACGAGCCAGGAUGAGCACCAGCUGAGCCCGCGAAUUGUUCAGUUCUUGGAGCAGUCCAAGCACGGCGUCAUCUUCAUCAGCUGGGGUUCCAUGGUGCGUGCCUCCAGCAUAGAUGCCGAAAAACGGGAUGCGAUUAUCAAAGUGCUGCUGCAGCAGCCGUUAGAUGUGAUUUGGAAAUGGGAAUCUUCGGAACAGCCUAAACCCCAACUGGAUGAUAAGAAGUUUCUAUUUGUGAAGUGGGCGCCACAGCUGGCGCUGCUCUGUCAUCAGAAGGUGCGCUUGUUCUGGGCACAUGCCGGCCUGCUAGGCCUCACCGAAGCGCUGCACUGCGGCAAGCCGCUGCUCAUGACGCCCAUUUAUGGGGACCAGUUCCUGAAUGCUUUUGCAGCCCAAGAUCGCGGCAUAGGUCUCAAGCUAGACUAUCAGGAUAUCAAUGUGGAAAUGCUACAGGAAUCACUACGCGAGCUAAGCAAGCCCAGCUAUGCCUCGCGCGCUUUGCAGCUCUCGCAGGUCUUUAAUCAGCGAGAGCGCACUCCGCUAGAGACGGCCAUUUGGAGCGUCGAGCACGUGAUGCAGCACGGCAUGUUUGCCGUGGAGCUGCUGCAGUCGCCGGGCAUAGAGCUGAACUGGUUCAUCUACCACUCGCUGGACAGUCUGGCUAUAAUCUUUGUCGGGCUGCUUUUGCUUAACGAAGGUUGGCGUGCUCUUAGUCAGCAUCAAGCUCAGCCAAAGCGGGCCAAGUCAAAAAAGCCCAAAAAGUCUUAGUUCUUGUAGAAUAUA